AUGCCAAGAUUCCCAGCUAAGAGAAGCAUGAGAGCUCCUCGGAUGCGUUGGACCACCACUCUCCAUGCCCGUUUCGUUCACGCCGUUGAAUUACUCGGCGGACAUGAAAGGGCAACACCUAAAUCAGUUCUUGAACUCAUGGAUGUUAAAGAUCUCACCUUGGCUCAUGUUAAAUCCCAUUUACAGAUGUACAGAACAGUGAAGACAACCGACAAAGCAGCAGCUUCUUCAGGACAAUCUGAUGUCUAUGAGAAUGGAUCUUCAGGAGAUAAUAACUCAGAAGAUUGGAUAGAGGCACGUUUGCAUGGGAAACUAAUCGAUAAUGUUGCAGAAAUUAUGCUACCUUCUGAGAAGGAAAUAGAUGGGAAGUGCUCAAGUUACGAGAGGAUAUCAUCAGAAGAAAUGAGCUCAUCAAGCAUAUCGGGAACAAGCCCCUUCAAGCCUAGUCUUGAAUUUACUCUGGGUCGAUCUCUCUAA
Messenger RNA from Arabis nemorensis, 477 nucleotides. The record is from the annotation of a GenBank genome assembly. Lineage: Eukaryota; Viridiplantae; Streptophyta; Magnoliopsida; Brassicales; Brassicaceae.